UCUCGUCUCUCGGUCCCAGUCACGGUGUCGCGGCUGUCUGCGGCUAUAAAAGAGAACCGCUCCUUAGAAACCCGUUCAGUGCGUCUCUCCGCCGCCACUGCAGCAGCUCGCGCUCGUGGACGGACGAGGAUGGCGACACGCGUGGAACCGGCGGCGGACGCGCAGCCCUCGUGCAGCGCCACCGCAUCGCCCUCGAGUCUUUCCCACCGCUUUCUCGACGACAGGUUUUACCUUCUGGUGGUUAUCGGGGAGGUGGUGACGGAGGACCACCUGAGGUGUGCCAUUGCGGAUGUGGAGCGAGGAAUCCGCUCAUGGGACACAAACCUCAUUGACUGCAACUUGGACCAGGAGCUCAAGCUUUUUGUUUCACGUCAUUCAGCACGAUUUUCACCUGAUGUACGAGGUCAGAAAAUACUCCACCACAAAAGCAAUGUUCUGGAAACGGUGGUGUUAAUCAAUCCUUCAGAUGAAGCUGUCAGCACUGAAGUACGGCUGCUUGUCUCAGAUACUGCUAGACACAAACUUUUGGUGCUGUCAGGACAAUGUUUUGAAAACACCGGAGAGCUUAUUCUUCAGUCUGGCUCCUUUUCUUUCCUGAACUUCAUAGACAUUUUCACUGACCAGGAGAUUGGUGAACUUCUCAGCACCACACACCCAGCAAACAAAGCAAGCCUCACUUUAUUUGUCCCUGAAGAAGGCGACUGGAAAAAUUCUAACCUGGAUAGACACAAUUUACAAGACUUCAUUAAUUUAAAAUUGAACUCUGCCCUGAUACUCCCUGAAAUGGAAGGCCUCUCGGAGUUUACAGAGUACUUGUCAGAGUCUGUAGAGAUUUCAUCACCAUUUGACAUGCUGGAACCACCAACAUCUGGGGGAUUCUUGAAGCUCUCUAAACCAUGUUGCUACAUUUUCCCUGGAGGCCGUGGAGACUCAGCUUUGUUUGCUGUAAAUGGGUUCAACAUGCUUAUUAAUGGGGGGUCAGAUCGUAAGUCCUGCUUCUGGAAACUGGUCCGACACUUGGACCGUGUGGACUCCAUUCUGUUGACACACAUUGGAGAUGACAAUCUGCCAGGGAUUAACAGUAUGCUGCAGCGGAAAAUAGCAGAACUGGAAGAGGAACAGUCUCAGGGCUCCACUGCUAACAGUGACUGGAUGAAAAAUUUGAUUUCCCCAGAUCUGGGAGUUGUGUUCCUUAACAUUCCAGAAAAUCUUGACAAGCCAGAACCAAACUACAGAGUGAGGAGGAAUAUUGAAGAGGCGUUUUUCACUCUGCAGUUCUUGAACAAGCUUUCCCUAAAACCAGAGCCUCUUUAUAGGUCAGUUGGAAAUACAAUAGAGCCUAUAAUACUGUUUCAGAAAAUGGGUGUUGGAAAGUUAGAGAUGUAUGUGCUUAACCCAGCUAAAAACAGUAAAGAGCUGCAGUACUUCAUGAAACAGUGGACAGGUAGUGAGAAAGAUAAAGCAUCUGUGUUGCUUCCAAAUGGAAAAGAGUCUGAGAUGCCAGUUUCCUAUCUAACCUCAAUAUCAUCAUUGAUAGUGUGGCACCCAGCCAAUCCCAUAGAAAAGAUAGUCCGUGUCUUGUUUCCUGGCAACGCUACACAACAUAAUAUUCUUGAAGGACUGGAGAAACUCAAACAUUUAGAUUUUCUGAAACAACCUGUUGUCACUCGAAAGGAACUGUCCUCAGACUUGGCACCAGCACUGAAGCAAGCAAAAAUGAAACACAAAAGUGAUAGUAAGGAAAGUUUGAAGUCAACCUCUAGGCCAUCAUCAAGCCGAGGUUUCAGGAAAGAAUCUAAAGAAGAGGCUCCAGAAAAAGCAAAAACUGACACAGAAGGUGCAAAAGAAAAGACACAAAAAUCUGAGAAGAAAGAAAAGCCUUUGAAAAAAGAUAAGGCAACAGCUCAGACAACAGAGAAAGAAAUUAAAAUAAAGCCAGAGCCAGCACCCAAAGUUGAACCUGCAGAGAAAAAAUCAGAAGCAAAACCAAAAGCAGCAAAGGAAAAGGUAGUAAAAAAAGAAACUAAGAAAUCUGAAUCUAAAAAGGAAGUGGUUAAGAAAGAGGAGAAGUCUGUAUCUAAGAAGGAGGAAAAGCCCAAAAAGGAAGAGAAAGUAAAAAAGGAAGAACCCAAAAAAGAGGUAAAAAAGGAAAUAAAAAAGGAUUUGAAAAGGGAUUCUCCAGUGAAAGAGGUUAAAAAAGAAGAAAAGAAGGAGAUAAAGAAAGAAGAUAAAGAACCAAAGAAAGAGGCAAAAAAACCUGCUAAGGAUGUGAAGAAAGUCUCAUCUCUUACUGGAGAUGCCAAAAAGCCAGUGACAAAACCAAAAGUUCAAAAAAAAGAUGAAGUGUCAAAGAAGGACACUGCAACUCCUGGAAAAUCCAAAGACAAAGAUAAAAUCAAAGCCAGUAAAAAAGAUUCUAAGCCCGAUGAAUCCAAACUUGACACUACUGGUGACGCUUCAGUUGGGACAGCCACAGCUGUCAAUGUUGCCAAGGCUCUUGAAACAGAAAGAUCUUUAAUGUCCUCGCCAGAGGACCUCACAAAAGACUUUGAGGAGCUCAAAGCAGAACAGCUUGUUGACAAUGAGACAGUGCCUCAAAGUAAACAAGAGGAGCCGGAGCCAGCUGAGAUAAUACAGCCCGAAGACAAUGUAUUCUGCAAAAAAUCUCCGGAAACAGACGAACGUGCAGAAUCUCUUGAUGAGGGAAUAACAACAACUGAGGCAGAGGGAGAAUGUGGAGAGACCCCAGAUGAACUAGAGCCUAAAGGAAAAAUGCAUAUUGAUGCUAAUGAGAAAUUUGAGGAUGAGGGCACAGGCUUAGAAGAGUCUUCAGAAGCUGGAGACUAUGAAGAAAAGGGAGAGACCGAGGAAGUUGAUGAGCAGCAAGUCCAUCAGGAAAAGAAAGACAAACAGGAUGCAGCAAAAUACAGUGACGACGUAGUCUUAGAAGACAAGAAAAGCAAAGCUUCUCCUACAUCAGGUAGUCCAAAUGGUAUUAAGUCCAAGGAAGAAGAAAAAGAAGAUGUUGACACAUCUGAAAAAGAUCAAGAAACAGAAGAAGAAAUAGAAGAAGAAAGCAUACCAGUUGUGAAAUAUGGACUGGACGAUAAGAAUAAGAGUCAGGAUAAUGGAUUUGAGGAGGAGGAAAAGAGCUCAUUUAUUACCAAGUCACUAAAAUUCUCAGGCCCCCAGUCUCCUUCAGCUGAGCGUAUCUCCAUCCAUGAUGAAACUCUUCCAGCAGGCCCUGAAAGUGAAGCAGCAUCUGAUGAAGAGACUAGAGAUGAGCCUCAAGAAGAAUAUACUGCCACUUCUGGCUAUACCCAGUCCACCAUUGAGAUUUCCAGUGUGCCAACACCAAUUGAUGAUAUGUCAACACCGAGAGAUAUUAUGAGUGAUGAGACUACUAAUGAUGAAACAGAGUCUCCCUCUCAGGAGUUUUCCAAGUAUGGAGUAACUAUGCCAUCAGCUGACUAUGAGAGAGCAAAGCUUUCUCCACUUCAUGACAGUCCAGAAUCAGAUCAUUCAAAGAGUGAUGCCACAGAAGGCAAGGAUUACCAUCCGUCAGCUUCCACUAUAUCACCACCGUCAUCACUGGAGGAAGAUAAGUCGUGCAAACCAUUUGAAUCAGAACUCUUUGAAGAAAAGGAAAAAGAAGGAAGAUACAGAUCAGACCUGGACAGUUCAGAUGCACUUACUCUUGACACAACAAAACUUAUUCCAGCUCCAUGUUCCCCAGUCAUAAAGAGUCCUAGCACUGAUCGAAAUGUGAAUUUUGACUUAGCUCCCACUGCUGUUGCAGCACCAGUUGAAUUAGGUACAACUCUUACAGGAUUCCCAAGUGAUGUGGUAGAACCUUCAAAUAGUCCAGAUGACAAGACACUCGAAGGUGCUUCUUCUUCACAGUCUGCCCCUGGGAGUCCUGGUCACACACCUUAUUAUCAGUCACCUGUAGAUGAAAAGGUUUGUGCUUUAGCAUCUGACACUGAUAUAAAAAGCCACACUCCACUUAUUGUUGAAGUAACAAGUGACAAAGAGGAGUCGAACAAAAGCAGUCCUUUGGAUGAACCUGUCCCGGCAUCGCCUGUUGAAAAAGUGCUCUCUCCUCUUUGUAGCCCACCAACCCUUGGAACUAGAUCACCAGAAGGGUUGCCUCAAGAUGGAAAAACAGAUUUGAAUCAGGACCAGUCAUCAACAGAGUUAAAACAUGAGGAAGAGGUGUCACCACAGGCUCAGAGUCCUUUAGGUGAUGGUAUGUCGGUCUUAUCUGUUGGAACACCAGGUGAAAAAGAAACCUCCAGUUUGACAUUUAUAAAUAAAGAGAGCUCCAGUGCUGAGAGCACUUCACAAGAAAAGGAAGAAGGACUAAUGAAAACUACUAAAGAUCUCUCGCCGACAUCAGCAGACACAGGCAUCUUUAUAGCUACCAAAGAUGAGAGUAAAAUGUCAAUAUCAGAAGGAACCACAUCUGAUAAGUCAGCCACUCCAGUUGAUGAAGUUGUGGCAGAAGACACAUUUUCCCAUAUUGCAUCUGCCUCAACAGCUUCCUUAGCUACUAGUUCAUUCCCUGAGCCAACAGCAGAUGAUGUUUCCCCAUCACUGCAUGCUGAAGUUGGUUCUCCUCAUUCAACAGAGGUAGAUGACUCUCUAUCUGUAUCUGUGGUUCAGACCCCAACUGCAUUCCAGGAAACAGAAAUCUCCCCUUCAAAAGAGGACAGCCCUAGACCAAUGUCAAUUUCUCCAGAUUUCUCUCCGAAAACAGCAAAAUCAAGAACACCAGUGCAGGAUGCAAAAUCACCAGAGCAGUCCACAAUGUCAGUGGAAUUUGGUCAAGAAUCUCCUGAUCACUCCUUAGCCUUAGAUUUUAGCAAACAGUCUCCUGAAUACCCUGUAUCUAGAGAAAACCAGCAACAUCAAGAAGUCACUGAAAAUGGACCUACCGAAGUAGAUUAUAGUCCUUCUGAUGUGGCUGACCAAAGAUUUGCAAGGCAAUGCAAACCAACAGUGGAGCAGGCAAUUAUUUUCAAAGAAACUGAUUCACCUCAUGCUGCUUCAGCCUCUCCUUCGGAAGGUUCUCAAUCUACUCCAUCAGUUAACACCCCUUCACAGACUUCUUCCCCUCUGAAGGAGGAGUUCCUGGUGAGUGCCUCAGGUCACAGUGAAGCUGCUCCGUGUGAUGCCAGUAGCCCAGCAUCUCCGGAGAGUUUGGUGAUCAAAACUGAAGAGACUUUGCAACAAGACAAGUCCCCUGUCACUCCAAAAAUGUCCUCACUUACCCAUUCACCUCUGUCUUCUGAUUCUUCAGUUGUGUCAGGAUGCCCUAUUACUAUGGACAAUGUACCUCUUAACAUUGUGGAAUCUACGCAGAAGACCCCAAGUCCAAAAGUAAGUCCCUCUGUCUGUCAACCAUUAUGCACAGACAGCCAAGAAGGGCUCAGCUUCACAGCUGGUGAAGUUAAACACAAGCUUGACACAUCACCCUCUCCCACUACAGUAGAAUCUACUUUUUCCUGUUUUACUCAGAAAACGGCAACAAUGACUUUCGCACCAGAGACUAAUCCGUUCAAAUGCGAAGAACCCUUCCAUCAGUCUAAAUCCCCUGUCAGUCCUAAAGCAUCAUCACCUUCACCUGUGUCACUUUCCCCUAAUUUAUCUGACAGUCAAAACAAGUUUAGUACCUCUCCUAAAGCAGCAUCUGCAUCUUACCCUCAAGGAUUUGGAAUUAGCUCUGCUCGCACUGGGGAAUUACAGACUAACAAACAAGAAAGCCAAAGUUGUUCAGGUGGUCCUGGCGACCUAGACAGCUCGAAAAAGAAUCGCUCCCCACAGUCUAGAACAGAUGUUGAUUUAUGUUUAGUUACUUCUUGUGAAUACCGUCAUCCAAAAACUGAACUAUCACCAUCCUUUAUCAACCCCAGCCCUCUUGAAUACUUCAUUAAUGAAGAGAAUUGUCAAGAAGAUGAAAAACCUUUGACUAAGCCUGGGGGGGGACAUCCACCUCCUGGUGGGAAGCAUCAUGCCAAACAAUGUGAUGAAACUCCACCGACUUCCGUAAGUGAAUCUGCUCCUUCACAGACUGAUUCUGAUGUGCCCCCAGGGACUGAAGAAUGUCCUUCCAUCACUGCAGAUGCUAACAUUGACUCUGAAGAUGAUUCUGAAACUCUCCCAACGGACAGAACACUCACUUACAGGCAUGCAGAUCCUCCUCCUGUCACAAUGCGGGAUGUUGCUCCAUCUCAGCCUCACCCUGAUGUCUGCAUGGUGGAUCCAGAAGUGAUGCCAGUGGACCAAAGUCUCCCAAAAACCCCAAAGAAAGAAGGUAGCGAAAAAGCAAAGAAGAAAAAACUUGGAAGUAAAACAAAAUCAUCUUCACCAGCCAGGAAGAGUGGUAAUGCAAAAGUAAGUGCUACUAAGGAAUCAGACAAAGUCGCAAAGACUUCAUCACCGAAAAAGGACCCCUCAGGGUCUAAAUUACAUGUUGGUACUGAAGUGAAGAGUGGAGAAGAUAAGGAUGCCAAAAAUGCAACCAAUACUUCUGCCUCAAAAGGUUCAAAAACUGCUACAUCAGCCCCUAGCAGUGUAAAGUCUUCUGGAGGACUCUCUACACCCAACUGCCCCCCAGUGUACCUGGACUUGGUAUACAUCCCGAACCACUGCAGUGCCAAGAAUGUUGAUGCAGAGUUUUUCAAGCGAGUGAGAUCAUCUUACUAUGUCGUGAGCGGCAAUGACCCAGGGGCAGAAGAACCCAGUAAGGCAGUUUUAGAUGCCUUGCUGGAAGGAAAAUCUCAGUGGGGCAAUAAUAUGCAGGUCACACUGAUUCCAACCCACGACUCAGAGGUCAUGAGGGAGUGGUACCAGGAGACGCAUGAAAAGCAACAGGAUUUGAACAUCAUGGUGCUAGCCAGCAGCAGCACUGUGGUCAUGCAAGAUGAGUCCUUCCCUGCUUGCAAGAUCGAGCUGUAAUUCUGCGGUCCCCGUAACACUGCCCAGAAUCCUUUGCUGUUUUAACAAAUUCUCAUUGUAAAAAAUUGAUUGUAGUCUAAAAGCAAUUACAGUUCAAGUAUAGCCAACAUUGCCAAUAAACUAAUUUACCAAAAUAGCUGUAAAACCUAUAAAGUUACUCAUCUGUAAACACAAAGGUAUACUGUAUUAGAAAAUUUCAGACUGCUAGGAAUUAUUUGCAAUUACAUAUUUAAAAUGCUAAUGGGUAUGUGUUUGUUAAUAUGAAAAAUGCCACUAGAAUACUGUCGCUGUCACAGCACCCCAGUGGAUGUGAAAUCUAAAGAUGUUAUUGGAUUUACAGGAGUUAAUGCCUGUUUAUCAGAGAGAAAAAUUUAUUAAUUUGCCAUCCAGAAAAAACUUAAGGCAUGUUCCCUGUUAGUACAGUUUUAACACAAUUGGUUCUUAUUAAUUCUUAGGAAAUCUGCAUGCUCACUAUCGUUGAUUGUGUUUAACCAAAACACAGACACAGGAUUACUAGAAUGGUUCUAUGUCUUAAAAUCAAAGGGCAAAUACAAAUCAUAGGUGGUCAUAUUGGAUGCAACAGAAUCAAAAUCUGAGUCGCCUGCAAGUGUCUCUUUGAAAUUAUAUGGAUAAAUCAGUUUAAUGCAUAUCAGUCAGAACACCUAAUCUAACAAUUCUAUAUCCAUGAUAGAAAUACUAAUAUUAUUGAAUUUUACCCUAAUGCAUAGACCAAAGGAUAAGACACUACAUAUUUCUUAUGCCUUAGAAAGUGAUUUGAAUGUAAAAGAGUCACAAUGCACUUAGAUUUCACAGGUGAUUCAGAUGUAUGUACACAACAAAAGAGGCAGGCAGCCAUCAAAGGCAGAGUCGGGGAAAUCUGCACUCAUGCUGUGUGUACCGUUAUGGUCCAUUCUGGGAAAAAAAAAAUCAUGGAGUCAUUGAAAAUAAAAGAUCCUGAAUGUCCAGCUGAACAAAAUUAUUUUUUGUGGUGAGAAUCGUUUUGCGAUAUUUGAUUAUAACUGCUUUCUCAUGGGAUUUUUUAAAAAGUGUUAAUAAAACUUUGAGGAGGGAGGGUUUGAAACUAUGUUCUAAAUGUUACUUUUUCAUUUUGUUUAUUUAAAUUAUUUCGAGUUCAUAAUUGCUAUGAAAAAUUUUAUACUAUUUAAGAAUAGUAUAUGACUGGCCAAAACACUAAGGGAUACACGUUUAUUUCCAUGAAUUGGCAUCCCGUUUGGAAGAUAAAGAGUAACCAAUAUUUUCACCGUGGUCAUUUAAUGCACUUCCUAUGCUGCUUUGACAGAAGCAAAUCAUUUAUUAGGUCAGCACAUCCUCAUUGUUCCUAAUCAUAAUCAGAGUGCAGAAAGUUUCACUGUAGGUGGAGUUAUUGUGAAUAGCAGUUUCUUAGCAUUAGCGAUUCGGUAUUUAGGUGGCAGUCUUCCUACAGUAAAAGCAAGCUCUGCUGGUUUUGCAUCAGUGUUUUUCCUGCAUUUAUGACUGUUUAGUAUUAACAUGUUUGCACAUGUUUGCACUUAAAUUACUUUAAGCCUUUUGGGGGACCAUGCUGGUCGAUUUUCUUGUGUGUUUUGCAUUAUUUAGAUUUAUUUAGGGUAUUUUGGGCAUUUGAAUACCCGAGUAGAAACUUCAGUAUGUCCCUGCACUUUUACAAACACUAAUUUUCAUUUGAUAUUACACAUUGUUGAAUAAAACUUUUCCUGGAGCUCUGUAUGUAAUCCAGCAACCAAUUCGCUUAUUAUCCACCUUUUUACACUAUAGUUCAAAAGGGAUGACAUAGCAGUUUUUGGAAAUCUGUGGUUCUCCGAAGCCAGAGCGUGUUUUAAUCUAUUGAAUAUUUCAGCUUUGAGAAAUAGCCUCUGAACAGUACUAAGUCAAGGCCUGCUAGAAUGUGGUACUUUGGUCCAUGAAACAUAAUACUUUUUUAAACUGUACUAUAAUUAUAAAUAAAUUUGUGGCAGGAUGAAUGGUUUAGAAAAAUGUGCAUGUGUAAUAUACUUUGAUUUUUUUUUUUUUUUUUUUUUAAGAGGGGAAAAGUUGUUCUGAACUGCCAACAAAAAAAAACAGAAAGUAAAGAAAUAAGUAAGUAGAAUCGUGCCCUGUGUAAUUCCUGGAUGACACUUGUCAUUUUUUAAUGCACAUGCUGAGUGGAAUUCUAUACAAGCAAUGCGUUUUAUAUGUGCAAAAACAUUUCUUUGGACAAAAUGUUGGGCAAAGCCGGGAGAACUGUGCUCCAAUAGGCGUAUGGAGCUAAUAAAGCUUCGUAACACUCAGUUGCCCUGAAGUCAUAAUGCUGCAGUCUUUAUCAGCAGAACAGUUCGCUAUUUUACAGCCUUGCGUGAUGUUAGAAUGAGUAUGAGGUGAUGACAUGGGUACCCAGGAUGACAGUACUGUAUGUGGAAGUGGAAUUGUAACUAAUGAGUGUAAGUGUUUCAUAUUUAGGCAUUAUCCAUGUUUAGAUUAAAGAGCACUGUACUUCAAGCUGUAUUCAUUGUUGAUCACCUGUGGUAACACUGCCUACUGGUAUGUAACCACCAGUUGCAUUAAAAGAAAGUUAAAACUAUACACCGCAGCCACGGCCUAAACGAAAAGGCAGAACUACAAGUAUCACACAUUUCCUCUCUUUUGACCCAUGCGCAGGACCCAAUGAGCAAGUGUUGCUUUCAGCAGUCCCUUUAAACACACGCAUGAACUUCUGGGUUGCGUCACCAUGAAGAAUCUGGCAACACCACUCUAUAUCUGCCCUCAGAGACUCACCUCACUCUGUCCUCUCCUCCUCCUGGGUGAUUGUUAAUGUCUGUCGGCAGCUGUGUAUGGUAUUUGUCUUGUAAUAUUGCAUCCUUCCUAUCCUUUUCCAAGUCAUAUCUAAUGUAGAGGUUAGUUUCAAGUGAAAGUAUUAACUUAGUGCUUUUCUGAUAUAUGUGUGCAAUAUCUCCUUCUCCCGAUGAGGCAUUUGGUGUAAAGGCAACUACUAUUAAA
Scleropages formosus (Asian bonytongue) is the source of this 9951-nucleotide messenger RNA. RefSeq names its product microtubule-associated protein 1B (gene map1b). Gene Ontology annotation, cellular component: synapse; dendrite; microtubule. The record is from RefSeq and is a predicted model, not a curated record. Gene Ontology annotation, biological process: axonogenesis; microtubule cytoskeleton organization; dendrite development. NCBI's taxonomy places the organism in Eukaryota, Metazoa, Chordata, Actinopteri, Osteoglossiformes, Osteoglossidae. Gene Ontology annotation, molecular function: actin binding; microtubule binding. The transcript is spliced from 7 exons. Bases 130 to 6960 code for a protein of 2276 amino acids.